Molecule: messenger RNA, 291 nt
Organism: Colletotrichum graminicola M1.001
Lineage: Eukaryota; Fungi; Ascomycota; Sordariomycetes; Glomerellales; Glomerellaceae
Exons: 1
Coding region: 1-291 (96 amino acids)
Source: RefSeq, a predicted model, not a curated record
AUGAAGCCUGUCAAGAUCAUCACCGUUGUCCUGGCCCCAAUAUCAGCCAAGGCCGUCUCUGAGAAACCCGUCCACACUCCCAACCCACACGUCGAGCCAAUGUGGCCCAGUUGCAUCAAAUUCUACCAGUCUCAGCCCAACGACACUUGCCAAACUCUGGCCGACAAGAACGGUCUCGAUCUCGCUGAGUUUAUUGCCUUGAAUCGCGGCGUAGGGGGGCUGAGUGGCUGCUCCAGGGGAAACGCGAUUGCAGGCUACUGGUACUGCGUCAAGCCGAACGGUUGGGAAUAA